Messenger RNA from Lathyrus sativus (Indian pea), 534 nucleotides. Lineage: Eukaryota; Viridiplantae; Streptophyta; Magnoliopsida; Fabales; Fabaceae. The record is from the annotation of a GenBank genome assembly.
AUGGAUUCAGACAAUUCAGAUAAUAACGAUCAAGAAUUUUGGGCGUUGGUUGAAGAAGAAUUUAUGGACGACGGUGAUGAAGAACAACAGCUUCAGAAUUCUGGGAGUUCUUCUAGGCGAAAGAGAAGAACAACUAUAGAUCGAGGUCGCGAAGAAAGGCACAAUCGAUUAUUCAAUGACUACUUCUCAAAAAACCCAGUAUACACAGAUGUUCAAUUCCGAAGAAGGUUCAGAAUGCAUAGGCAUGUAUUUCUUCGAAUUGUAGAUGCCAUUGACAAUUAUGAUGAAUAUUUCCAAAUGAGGAUCGAUGCAAUUGGUAAAAUGGGUCUUUCAUCAUUGCAGAAAUGUACAGUUGCUAUUCGUAUGCUGGCGUAUGGGUCUCCUGUUGAUGUUGUAGACGAAUAUGUUCGAAUCGGUGAAAGCACUUCAACUGAGUGCUUACAAAGUUUUGUUAAGGGCGUGAAUGUUGUAUUUGAGGCUGAAUAUUUGAGAAAACCUAACAACACUGAUGUUGAACAUCUUUUACAACAAUGA